Molecule: messenger RNA, 1890 nt
Organism: Mercenaria mercenaria
Lineage: Eukaryota; Metazoa; Mollusca; Bivalvia; Venerida; Veneridae
Exons: 1
Coding region: 1-1890 (629 amino acids)
Molecular function (GO): zinc ion binding
Source: RefSeq, a predicted model, not a curated record
AUGGAUAUAUGUGGUCCAUGCAAGUUUCGAAAUGAAGACGCGAAGGCUACUAAGUACUGUCUGACUUGCCAAGAGCCACAGUGUAAAACAUGUGCUGAGAUCCAUGGCAGUAGUAAAGCAACAAGAAAUCAUCUUCUUUUGGCGAUCACAAAGCUGAGUAGUGCUUCCAAGACAAAUAAAGACUUAGAAAACUUUCAGAAUUGUUGUUACCAUCCCGAGAAGAAGCUCGAAUUCUUCUGCAUAGAUCAUGACCAUUUAAUGUGUAGCACGUGUUUGUUGAAGAUACAAAAGCUUCACUGCAAAACCAUCAUUGAUAUUGAAACAGCAGGCAAGCAGCUAGAAACAAACAAAUUUAAUGAACAAUUAACAAGAGAUUUGGAAAGUGUCGUAGACCAUUGCAAAGAAGAAGAAAAAGAAAUUCAGAGAUUGAUAGACGAAAGUCAUAAAGAAAGGCAAGACCUUAAAAGAUAUAUAGAAGACUUUAGAAAUAAAAUACUAAAGCAGUUUAACAAGUGCGAGAAGGACAUUCUAGACGAAGUAGAUAAAAAGGUAAAGGCACAAGUUGCAGAGCUUACUAGUCAACAGACUGUUUUUAGAGAGACUCUUCAAACAGCUAAGGAAAAUAAGGACAUUCUACAAAGUAUAAUAAGUAAUAAUUCAAACGCUGAUAUUUUCCGAUGCAUCCUUUCUAUAAUGCAACAGCUAGACAAGUCUCAAACAAACAAAGCUUCUGUCACUACCGACAUGUUUACCCAUUCAGUGGAAUUGUCUCCGGCUUUCGACACACUGAUAACAUCCAUAGAUGUGCAUCCAAUCAUGCACUGUAGAACAGUUAUCAAUACAAAAACGUCUACGAGUAAUGUGAACAUGAAAACCGACAUGGACAGUUUCCUAGAGACUGUGAAACAGGUGGCUUUAACCAGGGAGAAUGAUUUAUCCAGUGAUUAUUCAUGUUCUAGUGCUGAUGCGGAAAUGGAAGAAUCUGAAGCCAAACGUCACAGAAUACAAUCAAAUGAAAGUAGCAAUGUUUCGGAUACUUCUUCCAAAAGCGCUCAAGCUACAGCAGCAUUGCAUGGAACGGCCACCAAGUCAAAAAGAUUGUCAAAUAUUGUACACAUGCCUGACGUUACGUUAACGACACCCGAUGAGAAACAACCAUACAUUGCUGGCAUCAUCACUCUACUUGAUGGUAGUGUUGUCUUGUCCGACAGUAAACAGCCAAGACUGAUACGCGUGAAGGAAGACUUAACAUAUAAAGACACAGCAGAUUUAUCCCAUCUCCCUGGUAACAUGACAGUUCUAAAUGAAAAAUAUCUUGUGGUAUGUUUACCAACUGCCAACCGUGUGGCAUUUGUCUGGUUAUCACCUGAGUUUAAAUGGAUGAGGAAUUUUAAAACAAAGUACACACCAAAAGAUGUGCACGCUCUUGACACAACACGCCUGCUUGUUUCGAUGUAUGAUACUACUGAAAGGAAAUGGUAUCUACAGAUACUAACAACUGAAGGAGCUUUUUGGCAAGACAUUGGUAAAGCAAGGUCUAUACUAGAUGCCAGUCAGAUUGCGUCUUUGAAAUUAUCCCCAACGUCACCUAGAUAUUAUCUUCAAUGUUGUAACGCAUCUAACAAGCUUUACUGCUUUGAAAUUAGUGGAAAGGAAGUUUUUAAAUAUAGUGUCAUGUCACCGAAAUGCAUGUAUGUUGACAAUGCUGGAAAAAUAUAUGUGCUGGAUUCGUUCGGUUCGGUUCAUAUUCUUACAAACGACGGGAUGCUUAUUCAAACCAUUGAUGUUUCAAAAGAAGCAAAUGGAAUAGCAUGCAAUAAGAAAAAGGACACUCUCUUCAUUACAAAACAAUGCUCAGAUAAAAUAGGAGUAUUCAAGAUAUCACGCUAA